Nomia melanderi (Alkali bee) is the source of this 6600-nucleotide messenger RNA. The record is from RefSeq and is a predicted model, not a curated record. Lineage: Eukaryota; Metazoa; Arthropoda; Insecta; Hymenoptera; Halictidae.
GUCAUCGUCCGUCUCUUGUCGGAGAGGUUGUGUCGUUGUGACGAUCUCGCGUCCUGUUACGUUCGUCUGACAUUGGAAAAUCCAAUCGAGUGAUUCAGUCUUUACCAACCGAAAUCAGUGUCGUUUUCAAUCCAUAUUUGCGUCAAUAUUUAAUAUCGCUCUUUAAUAAUAUUUUUACUAAACAAAAAGAAGAAAAACGUGUUCAAUUCAAAUUAUUAUAAUUAGUGUCGUCGUUUUAUUUACCUUUACGUGUUAAGAUUGUAAUUGACAUGCUUAAAAAGUUUUAAAGAAAAGUGUUCGAUAUUUAAAUAAAGUUCUUGGUGAGAAUGAAAUUUAUUGUGAAUUUGGAGUAUCAAACUGUGGACUUGGUUUUGCUUGGACAAUUUUAAAAAGGGACGAGGCGUAGGAUGGGCCGGACCGUGCGAGGAGUCGUGCUACACUGAAGAGGAGGAGCUCCCUGAAGACGAGAGAGAAGGAGGAAGGAACGAAGGAUGCCUGCCUCGCAGACCGCCGCCACGGAGCGGCGAAAUGAGAGGAUGAUUACACAUGAGCCGCCAAAAUUGAAAACCACCCUGAAAACGCCUCCAAAACAAGCAACUAAUCCUCUUCAAUUCGUCAAAGUUGGACCAUGUUCCUUGUAUCGUACCGCCCAGGAACAGCUGCAAAAGGUUCAAGAAGUAAAGAAAAUAAAACAAGAGGUCCGGGAUGACCCCGAAGAUUGGCAAUCGAAUUUGGACAAUUGGAAAAGCAGUCGAAGGAAGCGUCAAGAGCACAUAAUAGAGCGGGUGGUGGAGGUGAAGAAACUCGAGCUGGAGGAACAUGAUCGGCAGCGUCGUCGAAGCAAAACUUUCUCGGAAAUGAUGGAGGAGAGGGGUAAUAGGGGCCGCAAACUGAGUAUCAGCUUGGCCAUGUACCAUGAGGAGGAUGCUAAUGACCUGAGUGACCUUGGAAUAGGCACCAGCAGUGGAAAGAGCUCGGUUAGCGGCGACACUCACGAUGACACGCACAGUGUCCUGAGCGACAGAGACAGCGAAAUAGAGAAGAACCAUUCUGAUUUGGAUAACGUACCAAGCGAGAACGUGAUCGGCAACGAUAUAACAACAUCCUCAUCUACCACCGUAUCCGCGGCGACAACGACGACGAAGAAACCGUUCGGCAAUGGUUUCCAUACGAACCACAACCACAACAACCAGGAAUAUGACUCAGCAACGACAGCGACGACCAGCUCCCCUGAACCGGAAGAAUACACGUACGAGGGUGCGAUCCGCAGCUAUGUAUCCAGAGUAUCGCAGAACAUACCUAGAAGAUCCUUAGCGAGUCUGGACGCGAAGCUGGACAGCGCGAAAUCAUCGACGAACGGUUCGAAAACGAGUUUGAACGACGAGAGCAAGUCGACCAUACCGGUGGUCAAGGUGGACAUACUGAAAAGGCGGGAAAUCUUCGAGAAGGCGUCGCUGAAGAGCAGCGAGGGCAAGGCGAACAAUAGGCUCUCCGGCGAUUUUACCGGCACGAAAUCGAUCAAGGAAAGGCUGUCGAACCUGGAGAAGCAGAAGCACGAGACAGAGAGCGUUGAAAAGAGUGGGAAGUCCCUGAACAGACUGUCGGGCGAUAUGAGCUCGAUCCGCGAGAGACUGUCCCACCUAGAGAAACAAGCUUCGGAGCGGGAGAGUAAGAACUCCGCUCAUCGCAAGCUGAGCACCGAGGAAUUGGAGACUGUCAGACCACUCAGGGAGAGAUUAUCAACGCUGGAGAAGUACAGCAGCAGUGACGAAUCAUCGGCGCCAGGCACCGCUCACGAAUCCCGGCACAAUGGCGAAUUGUCCGCUAGAACAAUAAAGGAUCGCCUAAGUGCCCUAGACGCGGUUAGAAGUAAAGAGUCCACUGACAAAAGAUCUUUUGUUGGGAAACAUUCGCUAUGUUUCCGGGAUCAGGAGAAUAGGAUCGACACUUCGACUCCGAGCGAAAGAAGCUCGUCACCCGAUUCCGAAUAUCGCGUGCCGAGAGCUGCCUUCCACAGGAGCCUGGACUCGCUGGACGCCGAUGCUUCGAGCGGUCCCGACACCUUCGAGCGUGUACAAAGUCUAGAAGAGCUCGACUAUGGCAGACGCUAUCCGGCAUCCUCGUCGUCCGCGGAGCUUCUUAACGAUACGGACCGCGAGGAUUCCGGAAUCCACACGGCUGACGUAAGCUGCUCCGUCAGCCAGGCCGACGAACCGGUGGACGAGGACAUUGUGCACGCCAGCGCGAUCAUCGAGAGGCAGGAAGUUAUCGAAGAGAAACCAGAAGAAUCCCGAGACGUUGAGACAGCGAAUGAACCCGUAGCUGAACAGAGCACCCCCAUACCUGAGAUAUCGACGAUUUCUGCCAGCCAGCAGGACGCAGUAGUAACAAAGAAGGGUACUGCUGACACUUCUGGGGAACUGUCGACUAACAAAUCACAAUCGCAAGCUCACAUAGAGGUUACUAACUCUAGCACACUUCGUUCCUGUCCCGCUACGUGUCGCCCUAUCGUAUACCAAAGUCCCAAAGUACCUCCGCGAAGAACCCCGCCCGAAACGCUUCCCAAACCAAAGUCAUCGCUGCCCAAAGAGCUCACCGAUGCCAAAGCAGACUCUCUAUCUACCAAAGAAACGAAUAUAUCGACAAGCUCCAAACUCUUCGCAGAGGAACAAGACUCUAUCCGCGAUACAGACGAAACGAGCCAAAGUUCGAAAGAGGAUUCUGUUAAAACCGCUAGUUCAUUGUCAGUGUCGCUAGAUUUACCCGCGAAAGAUAGCUGUCCUGUGUCUUCUGGUAGGACGGCGACCGUUCCAACGACCCUUCAAUUAGAAUCUAACACUACCUCAGCUUUCAUCCCUUCCACGAAGGAAGUCGCUAAGACCACACCGGUCACGUCCCCCAGGUCGGCAUCCAAGAUCCCCACGCCGCUGCCUCGGAAGACGAUAAGUAGCAAAUCGUCACCGACAAGUUCCACGUCCUCCCUGAGCCCGCCCGUCUCACCCUCCUCACCUAAAGCGCCGAUAAUCAAACCGAGAACAUCGAACGCUAAGAGUCCGGUCAGUCAGAUGUCUUCCCCCCAAUUCCCGAAAGCGUCAGAGAUACCUGUCCCGGUUAAUACCACCGGCCAGGUGUCUGGCAGUAUUCCAUCCGGCGUACCGUCUCCUUUGGAACCGUCGUCCCCGAUGUCCUUCGCGAAACACGUUCCAUCAUCCCCCCUGUCAUCCAGCACGAAUCAUCAGGUGACGGUGGGUGAAGAGACACUGGCUGCCGAAAGACGCCGAACGGUGGUGGAAAUUUGCGAAAAGGUGGUGGUACCUCAGGGCAAGACUCCUACGACACCUACAGUGACACCGUUCAUCACCGUGGAUCGCGUGACACACAAGCAGAGCCCAGCGACCGAGGAACCGAUCGUUAUCGAGAAAGCGGACGAAGAGGAGGCAGCGACGAUUUUGUUACAGAUCUUGCCGCUGAACCUCUCCAGCGACGAAGAGAUUGUUACUGGUCUGUCAUUUCCUCUUGGACCACCUACCAGUGUAGAACCGCCGAAGGAGAAACCACCGCCACCGCCCGUAGAUGUCAGCGACGAGGAGAGUCUUCCAAUAGAACCUUUGAAGAGAUUAAAUUCCACCCGCAGAAUCAAGAAAGAAUUGCGAACGAGGCGUUCGGAUUUUCUUGGAAUCGAAGGAGUGAAUGACGACGAUCUGGAGCGCGAGCUGACGUUGACGAAGCCACCGGAUAUGGCGGCGAUCCUUGCCGAGGAGAGGCGCAUCGAACAACUGCAUCGUCGCUCGUACGACACCGACAGCAACUACGAACAAGACUCCAGCCACGAGAGAGACUCCGGGGUUGAGUUGGGCCACGCGGAGGACUGGACGAAGCAGCCGGUUAGUCCGGACAUGUCCCAGCACAGUCGUCAAAGCAGCGAGCCGUUUGGCGCGAGCGUGACCUCGUCCGAGGAGGACGAGAUCACGAAGAAAGAAAGGGAGAUCAUCGAGGCCCUCGAGAAAGAGGAGCAGUGGCGGUACGGGAACAAUUGUGAGAUGAACAGUGACUUGGGGGAGAAAUUGGCACACAAGCUGCGCAAGCUCGAAGAGGAGAAGAUGCAGUUAGAGCGAGAACGGGCCCAGGAAGCGGUCCUCCGCCGACAGGAAGAGACCAUGCGCAAGAACGAGGACAACAUACGCAAACAGGAGGAAGCGUUGCGCAAACAGCAAGAGGAAACGGCGAGGCAGCAGGAAGCAGCGCGCGCCGAGAGCGAGGCGAAGCGAGCCGAAGAGAAGAGGCAGGAAGAGGAGUUGAGGGCGCAGGCGGAACAGUUGAGGAUCCAAAAUGAGAUCGAAGAGGAGAGAAGGGCCGCGGAUGCUCGACGCAAAGAAGAGAAACGCAUCAGGGCUAUGGAGAGUCAGAUCCGCGAGCAAGAGAACACGACAUUGGUUGGUGCUGGGUUGAACGAUGAAGAAGACGAGUUUGCUUCUGGGGAAGUGCUCAGAGUGGAAAGAGAGUUGCUUCAAUUGGAGCAGGAAGAAUUGAAACGCCAACGCAAUAAUCUGGCGUACCGUGAACAGAAGCAACUGAAACUGGCCGAGCAAUUGCAGGAACAAUGGAAAUCGUUGCAGGACGUUGCGCACAGUUCCGCAAAUAAUAUCCAGCAAUACAAGAAUCAGCCACCGGUGAAUUAUAGGUCAUCGAUGCCGAAUCUUCAGCUACAAGAUGUGCAAAGAAGAAGACCGCCGCCACCACCGAUACCACCAGCGAAACCAUUGCGUUUGGUGGAACACAGACAAAGAGAUGUCACCAUUAGGAACAGCAGGAUACCAUCCGCGGAUUCGAUUCCGCAACAAGUGGACGCGCCCCUGCGACACAGUGCAUCGGUCACAACCCUUUCGAGCCACGCUGGUCAACAGAUGAGUAGGCAAACGUUGCAAGCACUUAGCGCGGUUCCUCGGCCACGAAUCGUUCAAAGUGACCAGUGGGUCCAACGAAGGAAGAGCGACGUGCCGCGAGGUGCCCACGAUUUGAAUUACCAACAUUGGCUCAUCCAGGAAGCGGAACAGAGAAGGAUUAGCGAGAAAAAUCAGCGAUCACCAGCGCGGAAAUCUCAGAUGCACGUAACAGGAACGUCCGUUCCGUAUGCUAUGGCACCGACGAGAACGGACAGUAAACCAUUACCGGACUCCAUUAUACAAACUCUUACUCAGAGAGUACAGAACAGAGCGCAAGAAAAGCCUCUCCCACCAAGAAGAAGACUAGAACACAGCACCAGUCACGAGCACCUCACUGCGUUGCAACAUCAAUCUCCACAGCAUGUUCUGCAACAACAGAAACCUCCACAAGCACCGCCUAUGAAUCCCGAGAAUCAAGAGAAAAUGUUGAGCGUUAGUGGGAAGAAAAAGUGUUCGCAUUGUGGGGAUGAAUUGGGUCGGGGCGCAGCUAUGAUCAUCGAAAGUUUACGGCUGUUCUACCAUAUGGAGUGUUUCAAGUGUUGUGUAUGUCAUGUGCGGCUUGGUGACGGAUUAAUGGGAACAGACGUGCGCGUUCGAAAUCACAAGCUCCACUGCCAUAACUGCUACUCCAGUGACGACGGUGUCAAGUUCAGUUGCGUGUGAGACCCGGAAGUAGGACUACGCUGACUAACUUGAAUAUAGCACUUUCAAGCUAUAUUUUAUAAGUUAUAGUUGACCGUUUAACUACCGGUAUCCGCGUGACCACGACACCAACUAUUCUUUCUGUAAAUAAAACUCUGACGGUUGGAAGGAACAAGAGGAACGGCUCUCCGUUUCCGUCACUGUUCCUUCCAUGCACUGUAAUCGAUCGCGGAGCAUCGUAAUUUCAAUGUAACACACCGAUUUGUUUUCAUCGACUAACAGUAGAACGUACAGAGAACUUGUAAAUAAACGUGUAUUUAUGUAAUUAGCAUAACAAUAGGGAAUCAAUGGAGCGACGAAUCACAAGACAGCCAUAUCGGUUGUCCAUUGAAAACGAUUUAGGGUAAUGUCGGCAAGAGUUCACUGUAUAUUUUUGUAUGAUAGUUAUCCCGUGGUAUUUAUAAGAGGUCCCUGAUGCGUGACAGCUAUAAUUACAAAAACCAUUUCUACCCAUCUUCCUUUUUUUUCGUCCAUCUUGCUACACUAUUUGUUCUACUCAAAGCAUCUCUUCGAACGCUUGGCAAUUAGUAGAUUCCUCUGAAUCGAAUCGAACGAUCGUUCUCUUUCCCUACGAAGAUUGUUCAGACGUCUAGUUGACUAUUACGUAAAACGCAGUGACUAAAUGUAGCUGUAUACCAAGAUAUGAUUUCUUCUUUUUGUCUUUUCGCUCGAAAAAAUUGACGCGUCACGUACCGACGACAUCGGAAGUGUCUCCCCCGCGAUAGAUGAUACUCAUCGUCGUUCGAUACCGCGUCGAAUUUACUUACCUAUUGUGAAAUAUUGUAUGAUACGGUCUCGUGUUAUUACAACAUGUAAUUUUAUAUUAUCGAGAAUAAAUGUUUAUUAUAGCGACCAUGGCGUACUUGCUUCGACUACCUUCCAAGAAAAAUGUUUUUUAUACAAACAUGCAAAAAUAAAAUGAAACAUAAUUUCCUUAUCCUUAAACAAGCAUUAU